AGCGCAGCGACGCCGUACGCACGCGGUGACUCGAGGCAACACAAACAACCAGUUUGACAGGAACCGUGGCGCGCGGAGGUAGUGUCGCUUUGUUUCGUGAAGUAACAUUGAUAAUAUCAAUGUUUAUAAACAGAAUUCGAUAAGAUAUCCAUUCCAUAACGUCUAUUCAUGAAUAAAAUUAAAGACUUUCGCACCUUUACGUGUUAAUUCGCGAGUUUAUUUGGUUUUUAUGUUGGAUUUGUACGUUUUAUUCGAGUGUGUAAUCUUGUAUCGGCGAGGCGAGAACUCAGCAUCGUUGAUUUUGUUGGGACAGUGGAUGAAAAUGUGAAACAAAUGUGUGUUUGUGAACUUUACGUGGUGUUGGACUUGGAGUUGGUACUUUGAGACGUUCGUGGAGGUUGGAGCUGGCACCAUGAGGAGUUUGGUGUUCGUGUUGUUGUUGCCUGCGUGCCUAGCACACCUCAAUGUUUACCUGAGCAGUGCCGAAGUGUGGCGGUUAUUGGGUCUAACAGCUGAGCUGUUCUACGUGAGAGAUGGCCAGAUCAACGAGUACGCGCUGAACUUCGUGGUGCCCGUGCCUGCAACCAUUGGAGACCUGCACUUCACCUGGCAGAGUCUUACUAGGAAACCGUUGCCAUACACGUUACAUGUGGACGUGACGGACCCACAUAAUGCCAUGCACCCACCGACUGUCAACAUAUCUAACGAGGGAUUUGUGCCGACCGAACCGCAAACAUGGCGAGUGGACUUGCCUUGUACGCAUACCGUAGCCGAUGAAGUGGACAUCAUUAUCUUUUUGAACGUAUCAACGGGUCCCUCUUCUUCUAUUUUAAGAUUCAGAAGAAAAAAGAUAUGUCUUAAAGAGGCACCGAGACCGGCCGUUAGGGUGGAUAGUGUACCACAUGCGCCUACAUCAGCAGACAUAUUCUACGCGGGAGCUGGGUGCGCUGGCGGUGCGCUGCUCAUCGCUGCAGUCGCUGCAGCAGCUUGUAGAGCUAGAGCGAGAAAAUUGCGUCGAGCACGAAGUGACGAACAAGAUGCUCACGCUUUCCUACCAGACUCGUCUUGCAAGUCUGCCGCCAGCUACACCAGCUACCGCCGCCCUACCUCGCUACCUGCUGCAGCGGCCGAAGAAAAAGCAAGGGAUUUACAACAAAGAAUAGCAGAGCUGACGAUACAACGGUGCCGUGUAAGGCUGCGCUCUGUGGCGAUGGAAGGAACGUUCGGACGAGUUUACAGAGGCACUUACGCUGAUGAAGAUGCGAGGGAGCAAGAAGUGCUCGUCAAGACGGUUGCUGAACACGCUUCUCAAGUGCAGGUAUCGCUGCUGCUUCAAGAAGGCUGCAUGUUGUACGGACUUCACCACGAACGAGUAUUGUCGGUUCUGGGUGUUAGCAUCGAAGAUCAGACAGCUCCAUUCCUGCUGUACCCUUGGAACUCGACCUGGCGUAACUUAAAGCAGUUCCUCCUGGCUUGUCGAGGAGUUACAGUGGGAGGUGCAGCGGGCGGGGCUCCUCCGCCUCCACCCCUGACCACGCAACACGUUGUAAGGAUGGCGCUCCAUGCGUUGGAUGGACUGCUUUACCUUCACUCUCAGCAUGUCUUACACAAAGACAUCGCUGCUAGGAAUUGCAUAGUUGACGAAAACCUCCGAGUAAUGAUCGCGGACAACGCUCUCUCACGAGAUUUGUUCCCGGCUGACUACCACUGUCUCGGAGACAACGAGAACAGGCCUAUCAAGUGGUUGGCGCUAGAAGCUCUCACGAAGAGACAGUUCAGCCCAGCGGCCGAUGUAUGGGCGCUAGGCGUGUUGCUAUGGGAGCUCACGACGUUGGCCCAUCAACCGUAUGCUGAGGUGGACCCCUUCGAAGUGGCCGCCUACCUGCGAGACGGCUACAGAUUACAGCAGCCCGCCAACUGCCCUGAUGAAUUGUUCGCGGUGAUGGCGUACUGUUGGGCGAUGUCGCCCGACGAUCGGCCGACGUUGCCUCAACUGCAGAUAUUCCUGCGGGACUUCCACACGCAACUGACGAGAUUCGUGUAAACCAUUCCUUAGAAACUUUUAAAGACAUCCCAAAGACGACAAUAAAGUGUUAAAUAAAGUCAACUAUAGUGAGAUAUAGAAGGACGUGAGAGGCCUUACCGUGAAGUGCGAGUGGCUACGUGACUGUGUACAGUGAAAUUGUUAAAGAGACUGAUUUAUAUGCGUUUAUUUGAUUUGUAAAUUAUUAGGGCCUUACUACAAAAACUUUAAACCCUGUUUUACACUUGUCUAAUAAAAUUUUGGCUGCAAAAUGAACCGUAUGUCAACGUCAUAAUUUGACAUUUUUUUAGACAAGGCAUAAACUGACGUUUAAAAGUUUUUGUGGUAAGACGGUUAUUGUUUACGUAGUUAUCACAUAUUUGGUGUUUAUCUUGUGGUACUGGUAUGCUGUGGAUUUACUGUUUUGACAUCGAUUUUCAGCAAGAAAACGUUAUUUUCUACCGGUUUCAAAGGUAUUCAUUUUCUUCCACGCUGUUUGGCAAAAUGUCGACAAUUACUUGAUAAUUGUUCAAAUUACUCCAAAGAUGGUAUCAUUAUGGGUAGUUUUUUUUGUAACCUCAAUUAUACCGUAUAUUCUACAACGUAAGUACCAAAUGUAGCAAUUAUAUUCAGCUUAGAAUGAUCUCAUUCGGUACUUAUGAUGUAUAUGCGAAUAUAUGCGAAGAAAGAAAUCAUAAUAGGCCGUACAAAUGCAGCGAUUAUUACCUACUUAUUUGUGUAUUUAUGUUAUUUACAUUAAAAUUGCUGUUAAAGAAGUAUUUCCAUUGUUUCUUCAAAAACCAAGAUAAAAACUUUCCCCUUUGAUGACUAUAAACGAGUAGCGAAGUUGAACAUUUUUAAUUCGAUAACGUGCGAAAACUUGGAACAAAAACUUAUUAUUUAUUCACCCAGUGUCUCGAAAGUAUCGUUCUGAAAUAAGGUCAUGUAAACAUGUCUUACUCCCUUGCGGUACUAAAAUCGAUAUUUAUAGGCUAAAAUAUACUUCGCAAUGUCGAAUUGGAAAAAUUCAACAUUUAUGAGCAUAAUUUUGCUGAAAUAGGAUCACUUCUAUGCCUUUACGGGUACUGGUGCUGCUAUUUUUGCAUGUAAUAAAAUCUGUACUGAUAAUUAAUUAUCACAGUGUAAUAACUUGCUAUCUACUUAUAAAACAAAUUACUUACUUUAUCGACUUGCUCGAUUGGAGGGUUAUUACUCUAUGGUAAUUAAAUGUUUAUGAGUCAUUAAAUCAUAAAUAUGUGACAAUUACCGAUACUCUUGUCAGUUCUCAGAUACUUAGUGAGAAACACAUGUUUCAAUAAAGAAAAUUGACAUUAUAAUUAUUAUUAUUUGAACCUCGAUACUGCCAUAUUAGCAUAGAUAAAAUUUUGUAAAUAUUUAUAGACGAUAGCGGUUGUAUUGUAUAAUACGUAAUAUUGAAUGUGCCUCAGAGUUUAUCAAGACGUUUAUAAGUGUUUAGAGUAUUAUUAUUAUUGACUAAGACUGGAUUAGAAACAAUUUUAACCAUAAACUAUUAAAUUAAUAUUCUGCCUUACAAUACCUUGUCUAUGAUUCUUAAUACGAAAGUAGUUUUUAAUCUGGUACCAUAAAAUUUAAAUUUUAGUGACGAUUUUCUAUUAAUAGUGUUGCUAUUUAUAAUAAAGAUUCUUGUAUUCGAUAAAUUGGAAUAUCGUUUUGCAGUUACUAAAUCUAUUGAUACCUUUUGCAUCUUAAUAAAAAAUAAUAAAUAAAAUACUUAAAAAGAGAUACAAUUUCUAUGAUUUAAUAAAUAACAAUUAAUUAAAAAAGUACAACCAGAUUGGAAUACUGAUUUCAUUUUAAAUUGUAAUUAUUUCAAACAUACUUAAUGUAAUUAAUGAACGAACAAAUAAUGAAUACGACUGUAUUCACAUCAUUAUCAAUUUCUAGGAAAUUGUAACGUUAAUAAUUAUUAAUUGAAUAAACAAUUAACUAUUACAACUAUUCUAUCAGAAAUUGUUUUUCAAAUACAUUUGAUACUAACAUUGUAUACUCAGACUUGUUAUAAGAGGCAGCAAUACAUUUUGUACAUGUGUAAAUAUUUUAUGACUAGUACACAAAUGUGAAUAUAUGAGUGAUUAAUAUUC
This is a messenger RNA of Helicoverpa armigera (cotton bollworm), 4146 nucleotides long. RefSeq names its product tyrosine-protein kinase Drl (gene dnt). Gene Ontology annotation, molecular function: ATP binding; protein kinase activity. Gene Ontology annotation, cellular component: plasma membrane; signaling receptor complex. The coding region runs from base 413 to 2044 and encodes 543 amino acids. NCBI's taxonomy places the organism in Eukaryota, Metazoa, Arthropoda, Insecta, Lepidoptera, Noctuidae. Gene Ontology annotation, biological process: cell surface receptor protein tyrosine kinase signaling pathway; protein phosphorylation; axonogenesis. The transcript is spliced from 6 exons. The record is from RefSeq and is a predicted model, not a curated record.